Blumeria graminis f. sp. triticale is the source of this 654-nucleotide messenger RNA. Lineage: Eukaryota; Fungi; Ascomycota; Leotiomycetes; Helotiales; Erysiphaceae. The record is from the annotation of a GenBank genome assembly.
AUGCCGACUUGUAUCCCAAAAAGGACGCAAUUUGCGCCUGGAGCUAAGAGUCAACGAUCUGAGACCCUCAAAGAUGAAGUGUUAGACGUGAACUAUCUCCAAGGCCUUCUCGGAUCGGUAGAGAGAGGGAUCAAACAAGAGAAGAUGAGAGUCCGGGAGCUCUUGGAAAACAAUUCCAAGCUUCAUAGCCGCAUGACCGCCUUGAGACGCGACGGGGAUGAAUUGUACAAGACGUUGGUAGAGCUCAAGCGUGACCUUCGCAACGAGAGGCAACGGACGACGCGGCUGAGACAGCACGCAAAUAUGUCUAGUGUACCCCGGCCUAUGGGGCAAAAUAUUGGUGGGUUCCAAACUUUACGAGGCAAUUAUUGGAGCCCAUACUCGCUUCACCACGGAAACGAGAUGUACAAUUCAAUUCCGUAUGGUCAGGCCGGAUACAACUACAUGGAUCCCAGAGGAUUCAUGAACCAAGCACCGCCUCAUCAUCCCAUGUCAUAUGGCAACAUGUCUCAUUUUCAACGACCAACACCAACACCGCCACAAUAUUAUUUUCCUAGCCAGUACAUUCCUCAACCAGGAAACUCAGGCUGUAUGGGGGCUCCUGGCCCUCAACAGUAUUCAAGAUGGAUGGGAGUGCCACAAUAUGGCUAUUGA